AUGCCUCGUCUCUACCAUAGGUCUCAGCUUGCGCUGCACAUCAAGCGGGCCAUUUGUGCCCAUCAUCAGGCAAACCCUCUGCUGCGCCACGUGGACCUCGCACGAUGGUGUUUCACGCGUUUUGGUGUGAGGCCCGACCGUUCGACCAUUGGUCGCGUUCUCAAAGGCGCCGACCGGUGGGACGUUCCUGAUGACGCCGUGGACGCCAUUCGCGUCCGCGGCGGGGCAUACCCCGCCCUGGAGCGCUCGAUGGCACGAUGGAUUUCGAAUGCAGGCCCCGUUGGCGUCCCUCUGACCCUCGCCACUAUUCCCGACCAUGUUGCGACGAUGGCGCGUGCGAACGGCGUUCCGCCGACUUUCCGUUGCUCCAUCGGCUGGGUCCGCCGUGCGCUGCGUCGCCAGGGAGUACGGUGCAUGAGCGCGGUCGGCGAGGCGGCCGACCAGGAUCUCAACGCAGUGCGCACCACUAAGGAGAAGCUUCCUCAGCUUCUCAUGCAUCUCGGCGUGCGCCCGCGUGAUACUUUCAACUUCGACGAGACUGCGCUGUAUAUCAGCGUGCUUCCUCGCAAAACGUACGGCACGGGCAGGUCGGCCGGGCGGAAGGUUUCGAAGGACCGCCUGACCGUCGGCUUCUUGGUUAAUGCGGACGGGACGCACGCAUUCCGUCCGCUUGUCAUCUCCAAGGCUAAGCGGCCACACGAUUUCAGGCCGGAUUUCGACCCCGAGGAGUAUUGCUACUGGCGCAACACCGCUAAGGGGUGGAUGACCAAAGCCGCUGGGGGUGACAUUGGCCUGGACGAGGAGCUGAACGACGUAGGCGUUUUAAUCGAUCGACUCGGCCUCGGGCCGUCCGCGCUGCCUGCUUCCGAGUUCGUCGGAAUUGACGACAACCAGCCGACGUGCGCCGAGCCGGGCGAGGACCCCCUGGCGCGGGAGCCGGCGUCGGCGCAGACGGCGAAUAUGUGGGAGGCGCCGGCGGCGACGCAAGUGGUGUACGACGAUAACAACCCUGCGACGCGUGAAGCUCGUCGCACUGCACGCGCUGCCUGCGAGAUGCUCAUUGGGUACGCGCGUGCGACGUGCAUCACGCCGAGAGAUUUGUGCGCGCUGUUUGACAUCCGCAACCCCAUGAUCAUCGCGCGGAUGGAGCGUGCAAGCCCGGCACUUAAUCUUAACGCUACUCCGCCGCCAGCGCCGACACACGAGGACACCCUGCCGGCUGAGACUCCACGUCGCCGCGGUCGCCUUUUGCCGGCGUGGAUGGCGGUGCCGACCCUUGACUGGGUUGCCCAAUCUGCUCGCCGGCAGGAGCUUAUCGACGCUGGCGCUCCCGCCGUGAUGAGCGGAUAUCUCGCUGCGGCAGAGUGGAUGAGGCUGUGA
This is a messenger RNA of Closterium sp. NIES-65, 1380 nucleotides long. The record is from the annotation of a GenBank genome assembly. Lineage: Eukaryota; Viridiplantae; Streptophyta; Zygnematophyceae; Desmidiales; Closteriaceae.